This is a messenger RNA of Engraulis encrasicolus (European anchovy), 4026 nucleotides long. Its product is annotated as choline/ethanolaminephosphotransferase 1-like. Gene Ontology annotation, molecular function: ethanolaminephosphotransferase activity; diacylglycerol cholinephosphotransferase activity. The coding region runs from base 6 to 1283 and encodes 425 amino acids. The transcript is spliced from 8 exons. Gene Ontology annotation, biological process: phosphatidylethanolamine biosynthetic process. The record is from RefSeq and is a predicted model, not a curated record. Gene Ontology annotation, cellular component: Golgi apparatus; endoplasmic reticulum membrane. NCBI's taxonomy places the organism in Eukaryota, Metazoa, Chordata, Actinopteri, Clupeiformes, Engraulidae.
CCAACAUGAGUGGCACUGCCAAGCAGCGUGCCCACCGGGCCCGGGCCGGCUCCACAGACUCAGAUGGGGCCUCGGGCAGUGAAUCGACCUCCGGCUCCCUGUCUGGCACGUCAUCGUCGCUGCUGGGCGGUCUGCUGGACCUGGCAUCCGGGCACCUGUCCGCUCCGCAGCUGAAGCGCUUGGAGGAGCACCGCUACAGCAGUGCCGGGCGCUCGUUGCUGGAGCCUACCAUGCAGCCAUACUGGGAGGGCCUAGUGGCCCGUGUGCCCACCUGGAUCGCACCCAACCUCAUCACCAUCGUGGGCCUUGUCACCAACAUCCUUACCACCCUGGUGCUCGUCUACUACUGCCCCACUGCCACUGAGCAGGCUCCGACGUGGGUGUACUGUGCCUGCGCUGUGGGGCUCUUCAUCUACCAGUCCCUGGACGCCAUCGACGGCAAGCAGGCCCGCCGCACCAACAGCAGCACGCCACUGGGGGAGCUUUUCGACCACGGCUGCGACUCGCUCUCCACCGUGUUUGUGGUACUGGGCACAUGUAUUGCCGUGCAGCUGGGCACACACCCCGGCUGGAUGUUCUUCUGCUGCUUCGCAGGCAUGUUCAUGUUCUACUGUGCCCACUGGCAGACGUACGUCUCCGGCACACUGCGCUUCGGCAUCAUUGAUGUGACUGAAGUUCAGAUCUUCAUCAUAGCCAUGUAUCUGCUGGGGGCCGUGGGAGGAACGCCUUUCUGGCAGCAUCAGCUGCCCGUGCUCCAGAUGCCUGUUAAGAUCAUUCCUGCCAUACUGACAGUGCUGGGGGCCAUCUUUUCCUGCACCAACUACUUCCGGGUCAUUCUAGGGGGCGGUGGCGGCAAGAACGGCUCCACCAUUGCUGGCACCAGUGUGUUGUCUCCAGGCGUCCACAUAGGAACAGUCAUCACCCUAGCCUUCCUCAUAUACCACAAGUCCACCGGGCAACUCUUUCAGACGCACCCCUGCCUCUUCAUCCUCGCCUUUGGCUUCGUGUCAGCCAAGAUCACCAACAAAUUAGUGGUGGCCCACAUGACGAAGAGUGAGAUGCACCUGUAUGACCUGGCCUUCCUGGGGCCCGUCCUGCUGUGCCUCAACCAGUGUGUGAGCAGUGUGCUGGAUCAGUACCUCAUGCUGUGGAUCACCAUCAUCUUGUCAGCUGUGGAUCUGGUGCGGUAUUGUGUCAACGUCUGCAACCAGAUUGCCACCCACCUCAACAUUUGCGUCUUUAGCAUCACGACCAGUCGCAAUGGCAAAGAGAACCACCACUAACCAGCGGAGUCCCACCCCACCCUCUUCCUCUCCCUCUCCCUCUUCCUCUCCCUCUCCCUCGCCAGUCCCCCUUGUCUUCCAAGGAAUGUACGAGCAGCCAAUCAAAGCCCCAGGUGCGACUAGUGCCGGAUUGUAAUUCCUCAGUUACCCAACUCCGCCCACCAGCAAGUAGUAGGGAUUGGCUGCCACUCCUUUACCCUUUUUUCCCCAUUUGGAACAGCUCAGCAUUUGUAGAUGACAGUUGCAGAAGAUCAUGAAAUGCGUUCAAGAGUGUCCAGAAUGAGUCACACCACCUUGUUAUUAUUAACGUAAUUGUGGCGACAGUGGUUGCCACGUCAACUGUAGCUUCAUUCAUAGUUGUCACGACAACCGACGUGCUUGUUGCUAGCCACCCCUGCCCGCCCGCCCGCCCGCCACAGUUGCCGUAAUCCCCACCGCACUAACUGCACUGACUUCUUUUGCCAUAACCACUCUCAUGAAUUUUAACAGAAGACCCCCAUGAUGGCACGCAUGUCAAGCGUUCUCUAGGCAAAAUAAUCCAAAGUUAGGUACUAUUGGUAACGUAGCCAUAGCAGCUGCUGAUGUUAUGUGCUCCUCUUAAGGGAAAAGGUGGCUGCCACACUCCCUUAUGCCUCACAACAAGGAGAGAUCCUCUUUUUGUCCUGCAGAGGGUGGUAAAGAGUCACAACAACGACAACCAGUUGAAUCGGUGGCAAAGCUAGAGGAAGGCUGUGAUCAUCCACUCACACAUAUUUUGAGCAGUGUUUCAUUGUUACAUGUGCUGCUAUUUGAACGGCAAAAAGAGGCCCUUGGACAGAAAUGGGUGGGUUUUCUUUUUUUUGUUGUUGUUGUCAAUCUCUUGUGCUUGUGGUCAAGGGAGAUUUCAUGAGGGACGGUAAGCUUCUGUGGAGCUGCCGAGAAUGCCAAGGAAAGGAAAAGUUAUAUUACUUCACUGUGAAGUCCACUUCAGUUUUACCAUAAGAAUGUCAACGCUUCAUAAUGUUUUGUUUUCCUCCUUUUAAUUCUCAAAUAUCUAUUCUAAACAAAGGAAAGGAAAUCCUAUGGUAUUAAUGUAGGGAUGUAUGUAUGUAAUGUAUGUAGGAUUUUAUACUGUAUGUUGGACAAGGGAAAAUGUUAUUGAAACCUCUAUGUUAGCUCAACUUAACGUACUUAAGCUCAACGUACUUAACCAAAACAAUCAAAUUGCCCCAUGCACAUUCCCUUUUACACUCUCUCCCUAUGCUUUUAAUUGCUUUCAGUUCUACAACCUUCAUAGGCACAGAUUCACAGUCACUGAUGCAUCUCGCAUCACGGCACAUUUUCUUCUCUUUCUCUCUCUCUUUUCUUCUCUCUUCUUUUCUUCUGUCCUCUUUGUACUUGUUACACAUGCGCACAUGAGUAGACACACACUCCGUCUUGCAUUCCAGGCCACACACAAUCUCCUUUAGAUCCUUCCAUUGCUCACACAGCUACAUGCACACACACUUCCAUUCUGCUCAUUCCUUUGCUUACAAUAAUUUUGCACACACACUCAAGUCAUUUCACCCGGUUAAGUGACCAUUCGCGAAACAUUAACACACACACACACACUCACAAACACACACAGACCACUGUUAUGAAACCUGGAGGCAGUAAACUAGUUUCCCUGCUUUGGAAGUUCAACUGAACUGUCAUUGAUUAGUUCCUAAGGCAAGAAAAGAAUUGUUCACGAUGGUGGCUAUUUAAAUUGUGGAUUUAAUGUUGUGCCUUUGACCUGUUGCUCUGUUAUAAGUAGUUUUCCUCUGCGGCUGUGUUGUUUUUUUUUCGUUAGUUUGUUUUUUGCUUUUGUUUAAAUGCAGGUUUAAAGCUGUUGGAUCCUGUGUUAGUAAACUUGAACAAACUCCACACACACAUGCACACGCUCACAUGCACGCGCACACACACGCAUGCACGCACACGCGGACAGACAUGGGCAUACUGGACGUAAAGCACUCCACCAAGGCAAAGUUCCCCUUACUUCUGUUUCCUCUACCUCUAACGUUCCUCACCUUCUAUUUUUUUGUUAUUUCCAGUGUUGUUUUGAGGUUUAUUUAAUAUUUGGUAAACAUUAGGGUCGUGUUGACCGCUUGAGUUAUGUCAACACUUCACAUAACUCCCACCAGCCGCCGUUGUUGAAUGUGAAUACAGUUACAGCUACGUAUAUCUUUGUUACAGUACACUCACUGGGCUUAAUUCAUCUUCACACUCCAUAGUGUCCUAACCUCAUACUUAAAUCUGUUACUACUGGGGAUGGUUGGUGUGACUCAGUCCAUAGCCCUGUUGUGUGACAUCAUGAAGUGGUGUUGGUCGGAAUUCAGGAUGAAACUUUUAGACCAGGGAACAGAUUUUUUUUACGAAUGCAAUAGGGCAUACAAACUUAGCUUGACAUGCCUGACCAUUUGAAUUACUUCGUAAUUCAUUAAUGGUCUGGAUCCUGGAUGCCCAUGAGCUUUUAGGAAGUCGUUCAAAUGGUCUGGCCUAUCAGGCUAAUACAAACUGCCAUUCAUUUAAUUUCCUCAUGUUGGCUGUAUUAUUUGUUAUUCCAUAUUUUGUGCAUCAUACUGUCUUUCUGUUCUUUUAACUACCAUCAUUAUUAUUAUGCUGUGACCCAAAACAAUAGGACUAUGGAUGUAAUGACGCCAGGCUCUAAAGUUUUAAAGUACACUGGGUUUAUUCCACCCCACACUCCUUAGUGUCUUACUUAAAGUGAUACUGUCCCAUUUUU